Molecule: messenger RNA, 2592 nt
Organism: Magnolia sinica
Lineage: Eukaryota; Viridiplantae; Streptophyta; Magnoliopsida; Magnoliales; Magnoliaceae
Product: MDIS1-interacting receptor like kinase 2-like
Exons: 4
Coding region: 7-2592 (861 amino acids)
Biological process (GO): protein phosphorylation
Molecular function (GO): protein binding; protein kinase activity; ATP binding
Source: RefSeq, a predicted model, not a curated record
GCAACCAUGGCCAUACACAAAUCUCUCCCCUUUGCUUUUCUACUCAUUUUGUUAGCCUUUCUUUCUUUCCAAGUAAUAUCAUUUGCAACAUCAGCACCAUCAUCCACACUCUCAGAAGUAGAGGCUCUCAUGAAAUGGAAAGCCAGCCUCUCAACAUCACAGGCUCUCCAUUCAUGGUCUCUUCCUUCUGCUAAUUCUACCACCAACAUAAUCUCUCCAUGCAACUGGACUGGGAUCUCAUGCAACAUCCUUGGAAGUGUCACAGGGAUAAGCCUACCGAGUCUGGGUUUGCAAGGUAAGCUCGAUAACUUGAGUUUCCCGUCAUUUCCAAACCUCCUUCAUCUUGAUCUCAGCGACAACACACUCAUAGGAACCAUUCCAGCCCAUCUUGACACUCUUUACAAACUCACGUCCCUGAAUCUGUCUGCAAAUGAAAUAAGUGGAUCAAUACCUCUGGAAAUAGGGAAUCUUGUGAAUUUGAAUGAGCUUGACUUGUCCACUAACCAUCUAAAUGGUUCCAUCCCUUCCACUUUAGGAAAUCUGACAAAGCUUUCCAUCUUGUACCUGGACCAAAAUCGAAUCUCUGGCUCCAUUCCUUCACAAAUCGGGAAUCUACAAGCUCUGGUUGAGUUGACAUUGUACCAAAAUAAUCUGACCGGUCAGAUCCCUCCUGCUUUGGGUAAUUUGAGCAACCUUACAAUUUUGUAUCUCUACGAAAACCAAAUUUCUGGCUCAAUUCCACCUGAAGUAGGGAAUCUGGUUAAUCUCAAAGAGCUUGACAUGUCCGCUAACCUUCUAACAGGUUCUAUCCCUUCCACUUUGGGAAACUUGUCCAUGCUCACUCUUCUUCAUAUGUUCGAAAAUCAAUUCUCUGGUUUAAUUCCUACAGAAUUAGGGAAUCUAAGGAAUCUUGCUGAGCUAGGUUUGUACGGUAACCUUCUAACAGGUUCUAUCCCUUCCACCUUAGGAAACUUGACCAACAAAGGCUUAUGUGGUGAAGUCCAAGGUUUGCAACCUUGCAACGCCUCUUCAAUAAGUCAUGGUGAUGCAAGGAAACGCCACAAAGUUGUGAUCCUCAUUAUUCUUCUCUUCUCAGUAUUAGUUCUUUUAUUUGCAAUCGUCGGCAUAAUUUCUUUCAUUUAUUAUCAAAGAAGAAGAAGAAUAGAAAAAGGGGUUCUUCAAAGGAGCAGAGGAAAUACAUUUUCAAUAUGGAAUUAUGAUGGGAUUUUCACAUUUGAAGACAUUGUGGAGGCGACAGAGGGUUUUGAUGACAAAUAUUGCAUUGGAAUCUAUGGAAAAGUUUACAAAGCAAAUCUACCAGCAGGCCAAUUAGUAGCUGUGAAGAAACUUCACCCACUCGAAGGUGGGUACCAAUCUGAUCAAAGAAGUUUUAGGAAUGAGAUAAAAGCAUUAACGGAAAUCCGCCAUCGCAACAUUGUGAAACUUUAUGGCUUCUGCUCCCAUGCUCGAUGCUCAUUUCUAGUCUACGAGUACAUGGAAAGGGGAAGCUUGGCAAGCAUCCUAAGCAACGAUGAAGUAGCUGCACAAUUGAACUGGACUCUGAGGGUGAAGGUUAUCAAAUGUGUGGCCCAUGCUUUAUCUUACAUGCACCAUGAUUGUACCCUGCCGAUUGUCCAUCGAGACCUAUCAAGCAACAAUGUUUUGUUGAAUUCAAAACUUGAGGCUAGUGUCUCUGACUUUGGAACUGCACGAUUGCUGAUACCUGAUUCCUCAAAUUGGACUACACUCGCAGGCACCUACGGAUACAUCGCUCCAGAGCUUGCAUAUACAAUGAGGGUGACUGAAAAAUGCGACGUAUAUAGCUUUGGCGUUGUGGCACUUGAAGUGAUGAUGGGAAGUCAUCCUGGGGAGCUCAUCUCCUCUUUGUCAUCAUCAAGUGGACAAGAUACACUGCUAAAAGAUAUGUUGGACCCACGUCUCUCAGAUCCGAUGGCUGAUGUUGUACAGGAAGUCUUAUUUGUGGUAUCGAUGGCUCUUGCAUGCAUUCGGCCAGAUCCAGACUCUCGGCCAACCAUGCGACAUGUGGCUCAGGAGCUUUCUAUUAGAGGGCCUUCUCUCUCUCUACAGCCAUUCCAUGCAGUUACAUUACGUCAACUGAUGGAUCUGAAGCAUCCUCAAUCCACUGAAUUCCAGGAUUCCUGGAGAUCAAUUCCAUCACCUCAGCUUCUCAUCAAUCUGUUCACCCACUGGCAAAUAAUGGUAAGAACUCAAUUCUGCAACAUCCUCAACCGAUUGAAGAUCGGAGAGGUCUUCGUCAUUUCCAUCACCAUUGGUUCUGAUCACUGGACCCUCAUUCCCACAAACAGGGUUGAUGUUGUUUGGCAAUUCGGCAUUUUUGAGAGGUUGUGGACUAAAGAACUCUUGGAGAUCAUUUCCAUUGCCUUGUGUUGUGAAUACAUUCUCUCCACAACCCUUUGGAUUUCGCGCAUCAUUCUCCUGUCCACCAUCCUCGUGCAGUUCAAAAUCCGAACUCUCCUCAAAGUCAUGUUUGCUUUGGUGGUUGGUUUCUGCAAGAUGGGAGAAUCGUCAUUUGAAGCAAGCACAACUUCCGUUCUGACUACUUCUAGAUGA